AUGAAGAAAAAAAGAAAAACUUAUCAAAUUCAACAAAAACUGGAAGUUAUUGAUUUCAAGAAGAAUAAUCCUGCUGUUACUCAAGAAAAUUUGGCUCAGCGGUUUAAUAUGCCUAUUGGAGUGAUCAAUUCAACGUUGAAGAAAAUGCAAUUGUAUGGAUCAAGGCGUCACAAACAAAAAAAGAAUAUUACAUUUAAAAGUUGUACUGAUAAGAUAUAUGAACCAUUAUAUGCAUGGAUUCAGAACAAACGUUUCUGUAAUCACACCAUAACUAAUGUAAUGGUACGCGAAAUGGCACUCAAAAUUGCUCAACGAUUUUAUAUGAAAAUUUCAAAGCAUCUCACCCAUGGAUUUCACGCUUUAAGAAAGAGUAUAAAAUAA
Messenger RNA from Octopus sinensis (East Asian common octopus), 381 nucleotides. Its product is annotated as major centromere autoantigen B-like. Bases 1 to 381 code for a protein of 126 amino acids. The transcript has a single exon. The record is from RefSeq and is a predicted model, not a curated record. Lineage: Eukaryota; Metazoa; Mollusca; Cephalopoda; Octopoda; Octopodidae.